This is a messenger RNA of Globicephala melas (long-finned pilot whale), 3125 nucleotides long. RefSeq names its product acid phosphatase 1 (gene ACP1). Gene Ontology annotation, biological process: protein dephosphorylation. The record is from RefSeq and is a predicted model, not a curated record. Gene Ontology annotation, molecular function: non-membrane spanning protein tyrosine phosphatase activity; acid phosphatase activity. Gene Ontology annotation, cellular component: cytoplasm. Lineage: Eukaryota; Metazoa; Chordata; Mammalia; Artiodactyla; Delphinidae.
GCAGGACUGCGCGGGCGCGCAUGCGCCGCGCCAGAAACGUGCCUACGUGAUUAGUGGGCGCCUCUCUGAGCGCGGGAAGAUGGCCGAACAGGCGACCAAGUCAGUGCUGUUCGUGUGUCUGGGUAACAUCUGUCGAUCACCCAUCGCAGAAGCAGUUUUCAGGAAACUUGUAACUGAUCAAAACAUUUCAGAUACUUGGAGGAUAGACAGUGCAGCAACGUCCACGUAUGAACUAGGAAACCCUCCUGAUUAUCGAGGGCAGGCUUGCAUGAAGAAGCAUGGUGUCCCCAUGAGUCACGUUGCCCGGCAGGUUACCAAAGAAGACUUUGCCACUUUUGAUUAUAUACUAUGUAUGGAUGAAAGCAACCUGAGAGAUUUGAAUAGGAAAAGUAAUCAAGUUAAAAACUGCAGAGCGAGAAUUGAACUACUUGGGAGCUACGAUCCACAGAAAAAGCUCAUCAUUGAAGACCCUUAUUAUGGUAAUGAAGCUGACUUUGAGACCGUCUACCAGCAGUGUGUGCGGUGCUGCAGAGCCUUCCUGGAGAAGGUUCGCUGACCCGGGUCCAGCCCUGCUGCGGCCCAGGCUCGUUCCCACAGGCCCGCAUUCUCAGUCAGGUGUCACAGUGUCGCCAUUCCCUAGCCAAGGCCACAGCCCUUUUCUCAGUUGACUCACUGUUUCUUACCUUAAAAAUAAUUGUAGAUGGAAACCAGUUGUGCGUUUGGUGGACGAAUAAAUAAAAAAUUUUGAUUCAGCCAGUUUAUGGGGUAAGUGUUCUUAGACUAGUUGAACCUCCCACUUUGCCCCAGUUACAAAGAUAGUGGAACAAAGAAAAUCGCAGAGCAGCAAAAUAGAACACAAUGAAGUAAAGCAUCACUGUAAGGCUCGGCAGCAUCUGAGCCAUCGGCACUUCCAGGAAUCUGCACUACCUCUUCCCUCUGUGUGGACGGGGCCCCUGCCCUGCACUCCCUCUUGAUGCCAGGGCCUGGUGUCCAGUGAUGUUGGCGAGAAGUGUUCACACACAGGCACAGUGCACACUUGUGCAUUGACAGGACAGGAAGGAGGAAGAUUUGCGUGACUCGUCUUCAGCACCUUCACUCCUUAGUUUGUGUCUGUCUAGUUGAUUUCAUAAGGAAGUCACCUUAUGUGUUCCUGUUUGAACCACUUUGCCUCUGGAAAUGUAAUUAUGUCCGGGAAGAAGGACACUUGUGUGCUGGUUUACCUUAGGGUCAGUGUGGGGACCACGUCUGCUUUACAUGCAUGUGAUUAACCUGAAUGUCAAAUAUAGAUCAGCUUAGGUGGGAAAAAAUAAGUGGGAAAAAAGUCCUUUUAUGUUGGAAUGCUUAAAUAUUGAUAUGUUAAGUAUUCUUUUAUCAGUGCUUAGUUUAUAGGCAAAUAUAGGUAAUUUCUGUGCACUUGGAGAUAACUGAUCUAAAAUUCAUAUGAAUAUAUGUCAGAAAAGAUUGUUUUCAAAUAAACUGGGGAAAUUACAAAAUUACAGCUAAGUACAAGUCUGGUGUCUGCCUGUUUUUCUACUGACAGGUGGGGAAGAAUCAGAAAGCAUUGCCUCCACUGUCCCUUUUGGAUGAUGCGCGAUGUGCGCCUGUCUGCCCCGUGCCGGGCAGCGCCCUAAGCAGCGUAAGUGCCUAAGUAAGCACGUUGCUUCCACGCAGGUAAUCUGUUCACGGGAGAAGCCGGCAGCCCUGCAGCCACAGCAGCCUUGCCUGCGCCCCAUCCUUAGUGGAGUGUGGGUUCUCCUUGGGGCCAGCACCCCGAGGCAGACCCCUGUGGAUGGCUAGAUGAGGGACAGCUUUUCUUCUCUCGGUCUUCACCCCAGUUCAUCGUUGAUGACCCGAAGUCCCGGGAGGACUCUGGGUCACAGAUCGGUCUGAGUGACGGUCGCUCAGAAGCAGGGAGAGUUCAGAGGAACGGCUUCUGGUCCUCAGUAUCACAGGGGCCUCAGACGGGGGACCUUCAGUCCUGAGCUUACUCGGGCCUGAGGGAUGAGCAAGGUGUCUUUCCCACCAGGCCACCGGGGGCGGCAGACUCAGGGACACCGGGGAGGCAGCGGCAAGAAGGCUGGCCAGGCGUGUGUGUGGUGGCCUGCGGGAUCGCUCCAUGAGGGCUUAUCCUGAAACGUGGGAGGAUUGAGAAUUUGAUAAUGGCAGCUUUAAAAAGUAAAGAAUUGAGGGAAAAAGUCGACCUGCAACUAGGAAACAGGAAAGUAAAGCACUUCAAAAAUUACACCCUAGUGCCCUAAUCGUUCAGUAAUUGCUUAAUACUCUCAAAGUAAGGAAAUUUCUUACUCUUUUCUGUUCCUUUAUGUUGAUGAAUAAAUCUCUCUAGUUUGUUUUCUUUAACAUUUACACACAUGUCUUAAACACAGACCCUCAGACAAAUCCUAGGGUUCCUAAUUGACUUUGUCCUUAGGCGGUAUCCAGACUAGGGCUCAUGUGAACAGGAAACCUCGUUGCUGAAUUCACUUGUCUGAAAAAUUAGAUCCAGUCAGGUUUGUUCAAAAUAUAUCUACCUGUAAAAAUCUGGAGCUUUUUGGAAGUCUUAAGGUCCCUCUUAGUUUAGCGCUUCCAUUACAAGGUCACACAGGAAAUACGGAGUUUAGCGUUUCCAUUACAAAGUCAUACAGGAAAUACGGAUGCAACCUUAUUUGAAAUACUCGCUACCAAAUCACGUACGUUAAGAAAUGUGUCGCCAGUAUAUAGUGCCACUCCCUUUAAAACAUGCUAAUGUCCCUUACAAGAAUUCAUAGCUUUCUCGUUUUAUUUACUUAUGCCUUUUAUAUCCUGUGAUAUCCUGCCAGUAUUUCAAUCUUUCCAAAAGAUUUGUAAAUCAUGAAUUCCCAACGAUGAACUUGUUCAGGAGUAAAGAGUCACUUUGAAGACUUCAUUAUAACAAACACUUCAUUUAUUACUUGCGUUUUAUUUACAGUAUCUACAUAUUGCACAGUAUCUAGAUACUAUUUUACACUUAUUAUACAAAGGACAAAUGAAAUUAGCCUGAGCAUGUACACAGGUUUACACUCCGAUGUCUCCACAACUGAAGUUCUUUUCUGUCUCUUUUUAUUUAUUUAUAUUUUUUAAAUUUUUCAUGCAAUUCCAAAUGAUACUCU